AUGCAAUUUGUGUAUGUUCUUCCGGGAUGGGAAGAAUCUGUAGCAGACAGUAGAGUUCUUCGCGAUGCAUUAUCUAGAAGGCAUCCACUUAAGGUCCUUAAUGGUUGUUACUACUUAGUUGACGGAGGAUAUGCUAAUAGUGAGGGAUUUUUGGCACCAUUUAGAGGAAAAUAUAAUUCCGAUACAGGGUUUAAGACAGGUUAUUUAUUAGAACUUGAAAGAAUGAUUUUGGACAAAAUACCAAAUUGUACCAUAAAAGCUAAGCCACAUAUUGAGAGUAGAAUUAAAACUUUGAAAAAAGAAUGGGGCAUUAUUCAUGAUAUGGUGCUAGGUAAGAACACUAGUGGGUUCGGUUGGAAUGACCAAAAGCACAUGGUGUAUGCUGAAGAUGCAAUUUGGGAAUCAUACGUAAUUAGUCACAAAGAAGCUGCACAUUUUAGAACAAGAAUCUUUAGGUUUUAUAAUGAGUUAUCUGCAAUAUAUUCUAAAGAUCGUGCAACUGGAAAAGAUGCACAGACAGCAGAUGAUGUAGUUGAAGAAAUACAAGCUAAAGAACAGAAUGAUAUAAGAGCUGACACGGAAGAUAGUGCAUUUGCUGGUUUGGAUGAUAUUGAUUUAACGAGUACACAACCUGAGCCACAAAAUGAUGGUAGAAAAAGAAGUAAUUCAUGUAAGAGAAAGAGAAGUCAUGAUGAAGCUAUUGAGAUAUGUGCUGAGAAUAUGCUUAAUGCUGCGAAGCUAAUAAGCAAUACAAUGUCAGAGGUUGGUAAGAAUUUGUCCGAUGGUCUUCAAUAUGAUCGUGAUAUGGAUAUGUUUCAGAAGCUUGAACGUGCAUUAAAAGAGGUUGAUGGUUUGGCAAAUGAUGAAAUGGACAUUGUUUCGUUUAAGCUCACUGAUCAUCCUAAUAAAGUAACUUUUUUUCUCAGUCUUGAUCCUGAUCGAAGACUACCGUGGAUCAGAAGAUUCCUUGCUAUCAAUUAA
Ipomoea nil (Japanese morning glory) is the source of this 981-nucleotide messenger RNA. RefSeq lists its product as uncharacterized. The transcript is spliced from 4 exons. NCBI's taxonomy places the organism in Eukaryota, Viridiplantae, Streptophyta, Magnoliopsida, Solanales, Convolvulaceae. The record is from RefSeq and is a predicted model, not a curated record. The coding region runs from base 1 to 981 and encodes 326 amino acids.